GCGCGGUGCAUUGUGGGCCGGGGAAGAUGGCCGCCUCCGUGCUGUGGUGGUGAGGGGACUCGGGCUCUCCGGCGCUGCGGGACGAGUCUCCCGUUCUCCUCCCGCCUGCCGCCCGCUCCGCAGCUCGCCGAGCCGCUCUCGGCCCGCCCGUGUGCGAGGGAGCUGGGAGCCGCCAUGGGCCCGGCGCGGCUCCCGCCGCAGCGAGUGCAGGGCCCGCGGGGCUGAGGCGCGAGUGAGGCCCGGGGCCCGGGCCCGGCGGCAGCUCGGCCCGCGGCGGGGCCGGGAGGCGCCGCCUUCCUCGCAGCCCGGCCGGGCUGCUGCCUGCGGGCGGCGGCGGAGGAGGAGAGGAGCCAGCUGGAAGGGGCUGCGCGCCCCGGGCUCGCCUUGAUCCGCGCCCCUGGGAGCGGAGCCGCCGCUGCCCUUGCCCCGUCCUCCCCCAGCCCGCGGCCGCCGCCCGGAGGGACCCUCGGCCCCCGCUGCCUGCGGGGCUGGAGAUCGCUGCUCACUUGUUGCCUGGCACUGCCCCUCCGAUGGAGUCUGAGAUGCUGCAGUCGCCUCUUCUGGGGCUUGGAGAGGAGGAUGAGUCUGACCUGACGGACUGGAAUCUGCCUCUGGCCUUCAUGAAGAAGAGGCACUGCGAGAAGAUCGAGGGCUCCAAGUCUUUGGCUCAGAGUUGGAGGAUGAAGGACCGGAUGAAGACUGUGAGCGUUGCCUUAGUUUUGUGCCUCAAUGUCGGUGUGGACCCUCCUGAUGUGGUGAAGACAACUCCCUGUGCCCGGCUGGAGUGCUGGAUCGAUCCGCUGUCCAUGGGCCCUCAGAAAGCUCUGGAGACCAUCGGUGCCAACCUGCAGAAGCAGUACGAGAACUGGCAGCCGCGGGCCAGGUACAAGCAGAGCCUCGACCCUACGGUGGACGAGGUUAAGAAGCUGUGCACGUCCCUGCGCCGCAACGCCAAGGAAGAGCGGGUCCUGUUCCACUACAACGGGCACGGCGUCCCCAGGCCCACGGUGAACGGCGAGAUCUGGGUCUUCAACAAGAACUACACUCAGUAUAUUCCUCUGUCCAUCUACGACCUGCAGACCUGGAUGGGCAGCCCGUCCAUCUUCGUGUACGACUGCUCCAACGCCGGCCUGAUCGUCAAGUCGUUCAAGCAGUUUGCGCUGCAGCGGGAGCAGGAGCUGGAGGUGGCCGCGAUCAACCCGAACCACCCGCUGGCGCAGAUGCCGCUGCCGCCCUCCAUGAAGAACUGCAUCCAGCUGGCGGCCUGCGAGGCCAGCGAGCUGCUGCCCAUGAUCCCCGACCUGCCCGCCGACCUCUUCACCUCCUGCCUCACCACGCCCAUCAAGAUCGCGCUGCGCUGGUUCUGUAUGCAGAAGAGUGUCAGACUGGUGCCAGGAGUCACGCUGGAUUUAAUAGAGAAGAUUCCCGGGCGCCUGAAUGACAGGAGGACUCCCCUGGGCGAGCUGAACUGGAUCUUCACGGCCAUCACAGACACCAUCGCCUGGAACGUGCUGCCCAGAGACCUUUUCCAGAAGCUGUUCAGGCAGGACCUGCUGGUGGCCAGUUUGUUCCGCAACUUCCUCCUGGCCGAGAGGAUCAUGAGGUCGUACAACUGCACCCCGGUCAGCAGCCCCCGCCUGCCGCCCACCUACAUGCACGCCAUGUGGCAAGCGUGGGACCUGGCAGUGGAUAUUUGCCUUUCCCAGUUACCUACAAUUAUCGAGGAAGGAACUGCCUUUAGGCACAGCCCGUUCUUCGCGGAGCAGCUGACGGCGUUCCAGGUCUGGCUGACCAUGGGCGUGGAGAACCGCAACCCCCCGGAGCAGCUGCCCAUCGUCCUGCAGGUGCUGCUGAGCCAGGUCCAUCGGCUGCGAGCUCUGGAUCUGCUGGGGAGGUUUCUGGACCUGGGGCCCUGGGCGGUGAGCUUGGCGCUCUCCGUCGGCAUCUUCCCCUACGUGCUGAAGCUGCUUCAGAGUUCAGCUCGCGAGCUGAGGCCGCUCCUUGUCUUCAUCUGGGCCAAAAUUCUGGCGGUGGACAGCUCAUGCCAGGCUGAUCUUGUGAAGGACAAUGGUCACAAGUAUUUCCUCUCCGUUUUGGCAGAUCCCUAUAUGCCGGCUGAACACAGGACAAUGACGGCUUUCAUCCUGGCUGUAAUUGUUAACAACUACAACACUGGGCAGGAAGCCUGCCUUCAAGGAAACCUGAUUGCCAUUUGCCUGGAGCAGUUGAACGAUCCGCACCCUCUCCUGCGUCAGUGGGUGGCCAUUUGCUUGGGGCGGAUUUGGCAGAACUUUGACUCAGCCAGGUGGUGCGGGGUGAGGGACAGCGCUCACGAGAAGCUCUACAGCCUCCUCUCGGAUCCCAUCCCAGAGGUUCGCUGUGCUGCGGUCUUUGCUCUGGGAACGUUUGUGGGCAACUCAGCUGAGCGGACCGACCACUCCACCACCAUCGACCACAACGUGGCCAUGAUGCUGGCGCAGCUCAUCAACGACGGGAGCCCCAUGGUCCGGAAGGAGCUGGUGGUGGCUCUGAGUCACCUGGUGGUUCAGUACGAGAGCAAUUUCUGCACCGUCGCCUUGCAGUUCAUGGAAGAAGAGAAGAAUUACCCGCUCCCUUCCCCAGCUGCCACAGAGGGUGGCAGUUUGACACCGGUGCGAGAUGGUCCGUGCACACCGCGGCUGCGCUCCGUCAGCUCCUACGGGAACAUCCGCGCGGUCACCACAGCCAGGAACCUCAACAAGUCCCUGCAGAACCUCAGCCUGAACGAGGAAUCUGGCAGCUCCGUGGCGUUUUCUCCGGGGAAUCUCAGCACGAGCAGCAGCGCCAGCAGCACCCUGGGCAGCCCCGAGAACGAGGAGUACAUCCUGUCCUUCGAGACCAUCGACAAGAUGAGGCGAGUCAGCUCGUACUCUUCUCUGAACUCACUGAUAGGUGUGAGUUUCAACAGUGUUUAUACCCAAAUUUGGAGGGUGCUCCUACACCUCGCUGCCGACCCCUACCCGGAUGUCUCGGACCUGGCUAUGAAAGUUCUCAACAGUAUUGCCUACAAGAUAAUGCAAGUGGGACUGGCCUGCAGACUGAAGCCACAACGGCUCUCCAACCCAGGUGAACUAGUACAUGCCACGGUGAACGCUCGUCCCCAGCGCAUCCUCGACACGUCCUCGCUGACCCAGUCGGCCCCCGCCAGCCCCACCAACAAGGGCAUGCACAUCCACCAAGUCGGAGGGUCCCCUCCAACCACCAGUACAAGCAGCUCCAGCCUGACAAACGACGUGACCAAGCAGCCGGUCAGCCGGGACAUGGCGUCGGUGCGGCCGGCCAACGCGGGCGGCGUGGGCGUCCAGUACACCCCCCACUCCCACCAGUUCCCCAGGACCAGGAAGAUGUUUGACAAAGGGCCAGAACAGACCGCGGACGACGCCGAUGAUGCCGUUGGACACAAGAGUUUCAUUUCGGCCACAGUGCAGACGGGGUUCUGUGAAUGGAGUGCCAAGUAUUUUGCUCAGCCGGUCAUGAAGAUCCCAGAGGAGCACGACCUGGAGAGCCAGAUCCGCAAGGAGAGGGAGUGGCGGUUCCUGCGCAACGCCCGCGUCAGGAAGCAAGCGCAGAAGAUCAUCCAGAAGGGUAUUUCCCGGCUGGAUGAUCAGAUCUUCCUCAACAGGAACCCGGGCGUCCCCUCCGUGGUGAAGUUCCACCCGUUCACGCCCUGCAUCGCUGUGGCCGACAAGGACAGCAUCUGUUUUUGGGACUGGGAGAAAGGGGAAAAGCUGGACUAUUUCCACAACGGGAACCCUCGGUACACCAGGAUCACGGCGAUGGAGUACCUGAACGGGCAGGACUGCUCCUUGCUGCUCACCGCCACAGACGAUGGUGCCAUCAGAGUGUGGAAGAACUUUGCAGACCUGGAGAAGAACCCGGAGAUGGUGACGGCCUGGCAGGGGCUGUCGGACAUGCUGCCGACUACGCGAGGUCUGGCCCGAAGGGUUUCAAUCUAUCUUGACAGAAGUAAGCAGGGAGGAGCAGGAAUGGUGGUUGACUGGGAACAAGAAACCGGGCUCCUGAUGACAUCGGGAGACGUGAGGAUAAUCCGCAUCUGGGACACAGAUCGGGAGAUGAAAGUCCAGGACAUCCCCACCGGCGCUGACAGCUGCGUCACCAGCCUGUCCUGCGACUCCCACCGCUCGUUGAUUGUGGCGGGGCUGGGCGACGGCUCCAUCCGCGUGUUCGACCGGAGGAUGGCCCUGAGCGAAUGCCGGGUGAUGACGUACCGGGAGCACACAGCCUGGGUGGUGAAAGCCUACCUGCAGAAACACCCCGAGGGCAACAUCAUGAGCGUCAGUGUCAACGGAGACGUGCGGUUCUUCGACCCCCGGAUGCCCGAGCCCGUGAAGGUCCUGCAGAUAGUCAAAGGACUGACGGCCCUUGACAUUCACCCACAAGCCAACCUCUUCGCUUGUGGCUCGAUGAAUCAGUUCACUGCCAUCUACAAUGGGAACGGGGAGCUGAUCAACAAUAUCAAAUACUAUGAUGGUUUUAUGGGACAAAGAGUUGGAGCCAUCAGCUGCCUGGCUUUCCAUCCUCACUGGCCUCACCUGGCCGUGGGCAGCAACGACUACUACAUCUCGGUGUACUCGGUGGAGAAGCGGGUCAGAUAGCGGCCGGAGCGGCGCCGGAGCGAGCCCAGCGGCAGGGCCGUGUCUCACCCACGUGUACAUAGUGAAAUUAUCGACUUGAAUGUUUAGCGUUGGCUGCUGCUGCAAACCGUAACUUGAACAUUUUUUUCUGACUCAGCUACUGAUGAUGUUGACAAGGGGAAGAGAGACAAUCUCCUUUUUUCUUUUUUCUUUUUUUUUUUUUAAUUCCAGCUAUAUCCUCUAAAAGCUACAGAAAAGGAAUGUUUUAUUUUUGUUUCCAAUGGUUGGCUUCUCUGUUAGAAACACGGCUCCUGAGCGUGGAAGACCUGGAUGAGGCGAUCCCCUUGAAAAGGGUGUUCUGGUUUAGUCUUUGUUCCUUUGUUUUGCUGGAGCGUCGGUGGCUGUGGGACUGCAGUCAGGACUCACCUGCAGCUCCGAGCGCUCGGCCGGACACGGGACCCCCCGGCUGCCGCCCUGUGCCCGCGGCGAUGCCUGCGAGCUGUCCCGCCGCACAGCGUCCGUGCUCCUGGCAGGGAAGCGUCUCCUCCGCGUGAGCCUGGUCCCCCCGCAGCGUCCUCUCCAGCGGAACCGGGGCAGGAGGCGGCGCGGUGGCGAGGGAGCAGGAAUCCCGAGGAAAGGGCUUGAGGAGGCGAUGGGAGCAGGGCAGGAUGCCACCCGACCGCAAGGCUGCACGUGGAGGAAGAAGAGGGGGAAGGGACAUCUCUGACAUCCCAGCGCCUGGAGCAAGUCACCCACGUAACCACUGUCCCCCCAAGCACAUGCACGGUGAGGAGGUCGGGGGUGUCUCGGUCACUGUUGCUGCUGUGGUCACCGACCCUCUGCCCGCGGGGAGCUCACAGACACGCGGGCAGCGCAGGAGCUCGCGGUCGGCACGGGCUGUGGCGCUGCCGUGGGCUGACGCUCAGCACGGGCUGUGGCGCUGCCGUGGGCUGACGCUCAGCACGGGCUGUGGCGCUGCCGUGGGCUGACGCUCAGCAAGGUGACGGCCGGCAGGAUUUGCACACUGGCUGCGCUGUGUGUGCAGCUGCACACGGCGUGGCCGUGGCCGUGGCCGUGGCUCGUCCGUCCGUCCCUGCACACCUGGGCAUGGAACCACACGUGGUCUGAGCACAAGAGAAUCACUGAACAGGGGAAGGUGGCAGGUCCUCCUGCUUGGAGCAGAGCAGCUUUGUCCCAGCCCUCGGGGGAAAGCCUGCUUCGCCUUCCACCUCGAAUAAUUAAUGUUUCUGUCCCUGGAAAUCGUGAUGGCUCUGGGGGUGGGGACAGGGCAGGCAAAGCCACAGGACCCACAGGACACGUUUCCUUCACGUGGUGGCUGCGGUUUAACCGCUAAGAACAGAACUUGCACUCUGCAAAAAUCACUGCGGCGACAAAGCCUGAGCUGCUGAGUCCGGGGGUCGCCGGUUUUCCUCCCAGCUGGUGUUGGGGGGUCUGCAGGCGCCCAGCAAACCCUGCGGAGCGCGGCCGGCCCGGCACUGCGCCUGGGACACCGCGUUGUCCUGUUUCCUGGUGUGCUGAGGCAGCUGGGCCAUGCUGGGCGUGUGGAGGUGGCCCGGUGGCCAUCGCGGUUUGGCCCGGUGGCCGUCCCAGGCUGCAGGGACACCCAGUGCCAAGUGCCACCCGCCCGUCCGCACAGCAGUGCCGGUGAGCGAGCUGGGGCCGCGGCGGUGGAGCAGCUGCCAGCGCCGGGCGCCGUGUCCUCACCCUGAACACUGUCCCUGUCCCCCGCUGCCGGGAGGCCAAGGGCCGCUUCACUGGACGAUGAAUCAAAGGCUUUAAACUUAAGAAAAACUACCUAAAAAUCCACUUUUGAGCUGCCAAAAGUUGAAUGAUGGUGUAACAGAGCUGUGCCUCUUCCCGACUGCUCCCGGGCCGCGCGGGUGCCGGUGCCAGCGGGUCAUGUCCCCUCCGCCCGGCCGUGCGGAGCCGGGUUUGGCAUCUGUAUGUAACCGAUUAACAUACACAGCUUAAAAAUACACAACACAGACAAUAGAUUUUUAACUUCUAUCAGUGUAUUCAUUUAAAGAACAGGGAGUACCUGGCGCAGUGGGCGGGUGCGUGGGGCAGCUGCUGCCAGGAGGGGGUUUUUAACUAACCCGACCUGUUGAGCUUUCCUGUGAGCGUGUGCGGGCUGUAUUUCCACAGGUCUGGUGCAGAGAUUCAAUCAUGGAGUUUAACCCAGGAUCUGGAGAGCAUCCUACCUAAAAGUUCACUUAUCUCUAUUUAUUUUACAAAAAUAAAAUUUAAAAAAAUAUAUUAAAAAAUCCACAGGAUUGUAAUGUGAGAGUAAAACAAUUACAAACAAAUAAAUGGUUAAUAAAAAAUAAAUGCAGAAACA
Molecule: messenger RNA, 6993 nt
Organism: Columba livia (rock pigeon)
Lineage: Eukaryota; Metazoa; Chordata; Aves; Columbiformes; Columbidae
Gene: RPTOR
Product: regulatory associated protein of MTOR complex 1
Exons: 36
Coding region: 531-4655 (1374 amino acids)
Biological process (GO): positive regulation of protein serine/threonine kinase activity; cellular response to starvation; cellular response to amino acid stimulus
Cellular component (GO): cytoplasm; TORC1 complex
Molecular function (GO): protein-macromolecule adaptor activity; protein binding
Source: RefSeq, a predicted model, not a curated record